UGGUUCCCUCCCAAGAUAGUUGGUUUCCACUUCAGCCAGUUUCUUUUUUGGGCAUUUCAGGAAUUGACUCUGUCUCCUCCAUCCCCUUCUUCUCUCCUCCAAUUAACCAUGAUGCAGAUCAGCUCCACCAUACCCGCACACAAUCUUCACAUGUUCCAAAUGAGACGCGCCAGUUUCCGAUGUCGUGCCUCUCCGUUGAACCCAACCACCACCACAACGACGAUAACAACAACAACCUCGUCUUCUCCACAGUCCAUGAAACCGGUCACCGACUCCACCCGCCUGCACCUCUCUAACCUCGACAAACUCCUCCAGAAGCAAUCACCAACAACUCAACCCAACCACAAACAACAACAAGAACUAGCCUUAGCCACCACAAUUCAAAGCAACAUAACCACAACGACGACGGAGAAGAAAGGAAAGAACGUCCUGGAAGGCCUCAACCUGGCACGUCUCUGGCCGGACAUGAAAGCCACCGAGGAAAUGUCGCCGCGCCACCUCAACCGCCUCCAGCGCCUCCUCUCCAAGACGGCCGAGUACUCGCCGCGAAACACCCUCGGCAGCCGGUGGCGCGAGUACCACGGCAGCCACGACUGGAAAGGCAUGCUCGACCCCCUCGACGAGAAUCUCCGGCGAGAGGUCGUGCGCUACGGCGAAUUCGUGCAGGCCGCCUACCACUCCUUCCACUCCAACCCCGCCAUGUCAGCAGAGGAGCCGCCGCCGCUCCCCCGUCACAUGGUCCUACCCGACAGAUCCUAUAGGGUCACCAAAUCCCUCUAUGCCACGUCAUCAAUCGGUUUACCCAAAUUGGUCGAUGACGUGGCACCGGAUCUUGGGUGGAUGACCCAACGCUCUAGCUGGAUCGGAUACGUGGCAGUCUGCGACGAUAGAAGAGAGAUUGCUCGUUUGGGGAGGAGGGAUAUUGUCAUCUCCCUCCGAGGGACCGCCACCUGUCUCGAAUGGGCCGAAAACAUGCGGGCCCAGUUAAGAAAUAUAGAUAAUAGCACUACCCAAGAAAAGCCCAAAGUGGAGUGUGGGUUUUUAAGCUUGUAUAAAACCCGAGGGACCCACGUGCCUAGUUUGAAAGAAUCGGUAAUUGAAGAAGUGAAGAGACUCAUGGAACUCUACAAAGGGGAAACACUCAGCAUUACAAUCACGGGGCAUAGCUUAGGCGCGGCACUAGCCCUAUUAGUGGCGGAUGAUGUCAGCAUGUGCAGUGUCCAUGUCCCUUCUGUGGCUGUUUUUUCCUUUGGUGGGCCCAGGGUAGGUAAUCGGGCCUUCGGGGACAAGCUCGCGGCCCAAAACGUGAAAGUCCUGAGAAUCGUGAACUCGCAGGAUGUCAUAACUAGGGUUCCGGGAAUGUUCGUGAGUGAGGAGCUAGAAAAGAAGCUAAGAACCUCCAAGGUAGGUGCUGGUGUAUUGGACAUGCUCGAUGAGUACUCCCACACCGGAACAGAGCUCCGAGUGGACACGAAGAUGUCGCCGUUUUUGAAACCAGAUGCUGACAUGGCAUGUUGUCAUGACUUGGAGGCCUACCUGCACCUGGUGGAUGGGUUUUUGGCUUCCAACUCUCCCUUUAGGGCGAAUGCAAAGAGAAGCUUAGCUAGGUUAAUGCAGGACCAAGGUGCCAAUGUAAAGAAGUUGUAUACUAGCAAGGCCAAGACCUUGAGUGUCAAUCUUGAAAGACAGGGAUCCUUCUCUAUCUCUGGUUGUUUACCUAGUCCUUCAUAGAAUUAACGGCAAAUUUACAUUUUGGUUUCCCUGUUUAUUUUUAGAAUUUGGGGCACCAAAUCUAAAAUCAGAGAUAAUCUGAGAUAUCAAAUUUAGACUUUUGUCUAAAAUUAAUCAAAUGUGAAUACAAUUAAAUGUACCAAGUACAAACAACGUGUUUAUAGCAUGUGUUUUGUUGCACAUGUCUCUUUUGUUAU
This is a messenger RNA of Glycine soja, 1928 nucleotides long. Its product is annotated as phospholipase A1-Ibeta2, chloroplastic-like. Gene Ontology annotation, biological process: lipid metabolic process. The transcript has a single exon. The record is from RefSeq and is a predicted model, not a curated record. NCBI's taxonomy places the organism in Eukaryota, Viridiplantae, Streptophyta, Magnoliopsida, Fabales, Fabaceae. Gene Ontology annotation, molecular function: glycerophospholipase activity. Bases 109 to 1731 code for a protein of 540 amino acids.